AUGGACCAAAACUUCCACUUUCAGACCCAGCUUGAUUCCUUCCUGAUGGACUGCCAGGCUGCCGGUGGUCAGCUCUCCCCCUGGUCUUCUUUUGGCUGUCAGUCUGUGUUUUCAGACACACAGCUGACGUUCACCGAUUUGGAUGUACAGUCACCGGGACUUGGCGCUUGUGCUGAAGGCGACGGAUGCUCUGCCGACGAACCUCUGGAGGCAGCCAAGCGCCGGACACAGAGCCUGGUGGUCCACCAGCCAUACAAGGUCCAACGGCACGCCGCCAACAUCCGGGAGAGGAAGAGGAUGCUGAGCAUCAACUCUGCCUUUGAGGAGCUGCGCUGCCAUGUCCCAACAUUUCCCUAUGAGAAACGAUUGUCUAAGAUAGACACUCUGAGGCUGGCCAUAGCCUACAUCGCCCUGCUGAGAGAGAUCCUCAUGUCGGGGUCUGACCCCAAAUCCUAUGUUGAUGAGUGCAUGAAGAGCGGCUACAAGAAUCAAAGCAAUGCAAUCUGGAACACAAGUGAUCUGACAGCCCGUCUCUCUUGGAUAAAGUGGGAUUAGCUGGGAAACACGAUGGUUUCCUGA
This is a messenger RNA of Poeciliopsis prolifica (blackstripe livebearer), 579 nucleotides long. Its product is annotated as helix-loop-helix protein 13. The transcript is spliced from 2 exons. The record is from RefSeq and is a predicted model, not a curated record. NCBI's taxonomy places the organism in Eukaryota, Metazoa, Chordata, Actinopteri, Cyprinodontiformes, Poeciliidae. Gene Ontology annotation, biological process: developmental process; regulation of transcription by RNA polymerase II. Gene Ontology annotation, molecular function: protein dimerization activity; DNA-binding transcription factor activity, RNA polymerase II-specific; RNA polymerase II transcription regulatory region sequence-specific DNA binding.